UAAUUAGACACCCUGACUAACUAUUUAAUCCCUCUGUGAUGAUAACGCCCUGUGCCUGGACCGGAUACGCCAAAUUAAAUGGUUAACAACCGUACGCCGGCCGGGUGCGUGUGUGGUUUCCAGUCGUCGGCGUCUUUGUUCUGUAAUCCGGCCACCAAGCCUGACAGUUCGUGGGAGAGGUGUGAAAAUACCUUUCUUCGCUAUUUUCACGUCAAAUGAAAAGGUAUUCGUCGACAGUCCUAGGUGGGAGUUGAUGCUGGCGUUGCCAUAUGUGCUUUGGACGUUGUUAUCUCCUUACAUUUAGCAUUUCUCUAAGAUGAUCUCUGUAAAGAACAACUGUAGGGAAUUAAAUGGUGAAAUUUCGUUGUGGGAUGAUUGUGAAUGAAACCUUAUUUACAUCAUGAUCGGAUUGUAUCGAGGUGUACUGAGAUGUCGAUAUGGGAGAAUCUCGCAACACAUGAGGCUCCUCCUCCCGAGUAUCUCCCGCCAUUCAAGAUCGAGCGGUGGGAUGGGGCGGAGCCUAUUGACAUGUCGAUUACUGAUUGGCUCACUGUCUCGCAAGUAGGUGGAGUAAAGCAUGUAAAUUGAAGAUUCUACAGGUAUGAGACAUCAGUCUAGCCAAGAACGUCGUAGAAUGUGUGUGUGAAUUGAUAUACAUACGUUUGUUGACACUCGUCUUGGUUCUAGCUAUACAGAUUGAUAAGAGUAAACAUUUGUGCGUCGAAGUAGAAUGGUGAAUUUAGGUUGCGGAACCGACAGGAUGUAUAGCAGUGGGACGCCCCUCAAGCAUUCCUUUUCCAUCAGUUCUCUCCUGUCGGAAUCUGUCAUCAACGAAGUGCCAGAAGAGACCCGGGAAACGUCCGCUAAGGACAACAUCGAUCUGCAGGACUUCGAAAUGACAGCCGCAGUUGAGGAUGAUGGCGAGGACAUCGACGUGACAGCAGCGACCAGCCCCUUGGCUGGGGUCAUGUCCGACUCGGAGACAGAGGAGCCCGCCGAAAAGGAAGAGAAAGAGCCGAAGAAGGAAGGCGAGGAGAAGAAGAAGAACGAGAAGCCCCACUACAGCUACAACGCCCUCAUCAUGAUGGCCAUCCGGUCGUCUCCCGAGAAGCGCCUCACCCUCAGUGGCAUCUACGAGUUCAUCAUGAAGAACUUCCCCUACUACCGCGAGAACAAGCAGGGCUGGCAGAACUCCAUCAGGCACAACCUCAGCCUCAACAAAUGCUUCGUCAAGGUGCCCAGACAUUACGACGACCCGGGCAAAGGCAAUUACUGGAUGCUGGAUCCAUCUGCUGAAGAAGUUUUCAUAGGAAGCACAACUGGUAAACUCCGUCGCCGUUCGACUACUGCCUCGAGAAAUCGCUUGGCUGCUUUCAAACAAUCUCUUCUUGGAAGAUUUGGAUGCUACUCACCACUGGGACUGGCCCCUUACGCUGCUGCUGCAGCGGCAGCAGGCCUAGGUGGCCCCCUUGGGUCCCUCCCAGGGGCUUUAUCCGGAGGACUCGCAACCUCUCCUUUAUACCAACAAGCAGCAGCUGCUGCGGCUUUGUACCGUAGUUACCCUACCUCCUACUACCCUGGUAUGCUACCCACAACGCCCCUAGCUCCUACUGGGCCUCCGUCAGCGCCUCACACAGGUCCAGCGCCGCCUUCUUGCCUGCCAAAACCUACAGCCCUGAGUCCUGCAUCUGCUGGCGGUCAAGCAUCCAAUUCCUCCUUCAGCGUCGACCAUAUUCUGUCAGACAGCCACUCUGGCACCCCACCCCGCUCCCUUUUGGCAGGACUCAGUGGCCUUUCAUCGACUGCUCACUACGACGCCUACAGAUAUUCCCUGCUGGCGCAGAUGAGCGGAACCAGCAGCCGUCGACAGGACCUUCACCGCCCGGUAACCGUCGUUGGGGGUAGACCCAGCUAAUUCAAUUAUAACGCUAUCCCUUCAUCCUCAAGUUCAUCCUCACCCCGUCCGGGCGGCAACGAGAUUUUAACAUAGUCCCUUUUGGGCCGCCAGAGUUUUGUAUCCCCCAGUUGUCGUCGUCCACGCCCUCAACAAGUCCGCCCAUUCUCUGCAAAUGUGUCUGUAGUUCCACACUUGUACAGUCGUCGUUCAGUUCAUGAGAUAGACAACCACGGCGAGGAUCUAGUUAGUUAAAGAUUCCCCGAAAAUUUACCGAAGACCCGAAACGUUCCUUUGAGUGCUCGAAGAACAAUCAAGAGGAACUCAUCUCGUCUAUCCUUCAGUCGACCUUCAGUUUUCCCUUUCGUGAAAUUUCGGGGGCGCCUUUCCCCCAACCCCUCUCCAAGACGCAUUUAUCAAUCUCGUGGACAUCACUAUCCCCAUUCUCCUCUCGAUAGAAGAAGAGAGUUUUUCUCGGUCUACCUCCAGCAUCUUAUAUUUGUCACGCCAAGGUUUUAUUUUUUAUUUUUUAAAUAUAUAUUUUUUUAAUGGAAAUUGGAAUCUGUUGCCCCAUCCCUCCAGUUUGGAGUCGCGUAUGGAAAUGGAAACUGGAAGUACCCUUUCUAUUGUUAAUUCAAUUUUUGAAUGUGUAAAUUGAAAAUCUUCUGUUUUUUAAUCAGCUUUCGGGUAAGGGUAUUUGCAAAUACCCCUGAUAUUUUCAAGUCAAGUUUAUGAAAGUUUAAAUUUGAAAUUCCUGUGUGCUUUUUUUUUUUCUUUUAUGAAAAUUGGAAACCCUGUUUCCAAAUUAUGUUUAUAGGAAUGGAAAGUGGGAAAAAAUACCUUCUGUUUUCAAGGAACAUUGUUGGCAAUAGAAAAUAAUGAAAAUGUAGUCAUCAAUCCUCACGCUUCAUAACUUCGAAUCAAGUGAAUGUCUCUGUUCUCACCCCAUUUCAGGCUUGUAUACUUAUUUAUACUAUCGUAAGUAUUCAUUUGAAACUUAACUCUGUACAGUAUUGACAAGACUCACGCCCCGUCGCGUCGGUUUGUCCCGUAGUGCGGGAAUAUUUAAGUCGUAGUGAAUUUAUUGUAAUUUAUAUAUUAUUUAAUCGUCAUGAAUAACGUUCUAACAGGAUUGUUUCCUAUUAAAAUACUAGACAUUAGUGAAGGGAUUCUCAGAGGUACUUGAAAGUAUACUCGGCUAUAUGAUUCCGUGCUGCCUUUGGAUCCCGUUUGUACAUGUUAGCACUCACUGUAGUAGUCUCUUCAAGCCAAAGAUGAUAAUAAUACUAAUUGAUAAUGUUUCAGCUGUUGAUAAUGUUUGAUUGUUGUAUUUUUAUAAUAAAAUUAAUAUUAAU
This is a messenger RNA of Macrobrachium nipponense, 3249 nucleotides long. RefSeq names its product fork head domain transcription factor slp1-like. Gene Ontology annotation, biological process: regulation of transcription by RNA polymerase II. The record is from RefSeq and is a predicted model, not a curated record. Gene Ontology annotation, molecular function: DNA-binding transcription factor activity; sequence-specific double-stranded DNA binding. The transcript has 2 exons. The coding region runs from base 731 to 1915 and encodes 394 amino acids. Gene Ontology annotation, cellular component: nucleus. Lineage: Eukaryota; Metazoa; Arthropoda; Malacostraca; Decapoda; Palaemonidae.